Messenger RNA from Engraulis encrasicolus (European anchovy), 693 nucleotides. RefSeq names its product transmembrane protein 272-like. The record is from RefSeq and is a predicted model, not a curated record. The transcript is spliced from 6 exons. Bases 103 to 693 code for a protein of 196 amino acids. Lineage: Eukaryota; Metazoa; Chordata; Actinopteri; Clupeiformes; Engraulidae.
CGGGAAGUUGGCAAACGGGAUCUGUGAGCGCGUUGCUCAAAUUUCACCGCAUCCUUUCCAUUUUAUUUUCGCAUCCUACUUCAGUGAAAGGUGUGUGCCAUCAUGACUGCGGGACUGGAGAAGGCAUUCCACCGCUGUCUGCAGAGGAUAGCCAGCAAUGCGUACUUUGUGAUGGGACUGCUGGCGUUCUUGGCCUUACCUCUGACCAUGGCCCUCGUGGGUGCUAAGAGUAUUGAUGACUGCCCCAUCCAGCCCAUGAUCCCCCUCUACCUCCUCAUCGGGGGCGUCGUCGGCAGCCUCAAGGUCUCCCUGCUCCUGUACGACAUCAUGCACAUGCGUUCGCUCAUCUCCAAGUCGGUGGUGAUCGGUGACGACGAUGCUGACGAGUAUCCAUGGCGACACAACGCGCCGCGCUACUACGUGCACGUGCUGCUCAGCUGUUUCCUCCUGAUCUGGUUCCUGCUGGCCAACUACUGGGUGUUCUCGGUCUACACUCCGCCGUUCAUCGCUCCGUUCCACCAGCCUCUCCUCUACUGUCGCCAGGCGCUGUACGUCUUCGCCGUGUUCGUACUGGUCCUCAGCCACUCUGUGCUGGUGGUGCUGCUCUGCUGCGGAGCCUGGAUCAGGAUCUGCUCUCGACUCACGGUCACCACGCGACGAGACGACUACCACGGGGACGAUGACAGCCCAUAA